GUCGCCAUGGUAACCGGGCCGCGGCCGCCAUGGCGGCGCCGCCGGAGUCGCUGCUGCGGUACAGCCAGCCCGUGCUGGUGUCCCGGCGAGGAGACAAGGCCUCCGCGGCGAGUCAGCCGCUGAAGGGGUCCCCCCAGCGAACACCCGCCAGCAUCCCCUCCUCGCAGCAGCCGCAGGAGCUCCUGAACGCCAUCCUGCCGCCGCGGGAGUGGGAGGAGGCGCGGAAGCUCUGGAUCCAGGAGGUGUCCACAGCGCCCAGCACCCGCCGGGACGUCGUGCUGCUGCAGGAGCAGCUGGACCGGCAGCUGCAGCAGCGGCUGGCACGGGAGACCGGGCUGUGCCCCGUGCGCAGGGAGCUCUACACGCAGUGCUUCGACGAGCUGAUCCGACAGACCACGGUGAGCUGCGCCGAGCGAGGGCUGCUGCUGCUGCGGGUGCGGGACGAGCUGCAGCUGACCCUGUCCGCGUACCAGGCGCUGUACGAGAGCAGCGUGGCCUUCGGCGUGCGCAAGGCGCUGCAGGCCGAGCAGGGCAAGGCGCACCUGGAGAAAAGGAUUGUAGAGCUGGAAGAGGAAAAGAAGGAGCUGGAAAAACAAGUGAGCGAAGAGAAAGCAAAAUGUGAGGCUAUUGAAAGGCAGGAAACUGAAAGGAGAGAAAUAGAAGAGAAGAAACACAGUGAAGAGGUUCAGUUCCUCAAACGGACAAACCAGCAGCUGAAGGCCCAACUUGAAUGCCUCAUUGCAGCAAAGAAUUAAUUGUUUUGUUGUCCUCAAGGCAGGCUCAGAAGAGCUGUCAGAGCAAGAAGCUUGCAAUUAGUGACAAAGAUUUGUCUUCCUAAAACGAUCUUGAGUUUUCACUUACCAGUAACAGCAGGCAGCAUAACUGUGUUCUUUCUUUCUCUCUUGAAGAGUUGAAAUUCAAGAGCUUCAUUAAUUACUGCUCCCUCCUUCAGAGCCAUCUCAGCAGUCAGCUCUUUGAACAGUGAACUUCUCUGGGACUUGCCUGUUGGUAACGUGCUAAUGACCGUCAGAGCAAUAACUAAUAAACCUUUUUAAAUGCAAA
Molecule: messenger RNA, 1062 nt
Organism: Hirundo rustica (Barn swallow)
Lineage: Eukaryota; Metazoa; Chordata; Aves; Passeriformes; Hirundinidae
Gene: DNALI1
Product: dynein axonemal light intermediate chain 1
Exons: 6
Coding region: 30-755 (241 amino acids)
Cellular component (GO): axoneme; filopodium
Molecular function (GO): dynein heavy chain binding
Source: RefSeq, a predicted model, not a curated record